GUACAUAAACCUCGCCAGUGGGGGUAGGGGAACUUGUCAAACAACAUAUUUAUAUGAUGAAUUUUAUCAAUAAUUUGUUUUCUAUUUCUUAUCAGUAGUUUAAUUUUCAUAAACAACAUCUGACUAAACAUGGUACCUGAAAUGUGUAUGUUGGCGGAAUUUGGCAAUAAGUGAAUUCCAUGCAUUAAUUAAUUAUAAUCCCUGUGUUGGUCCCUGUGUUCUAUUCUGAUACAAGAUAAAAAAAUGGAAGUCGGAAAUAUGGCAGUGAAAAAAGGACCAGGACUUUACGAGUUUCUCGUAGAAGCAGAACUGCAACAUUAUUUCAACAGCUUUAAGAAUACUUUAAAAAUUACUCACCCUUCCCAGCUCAAGUUUACAACAGAAAGUGACUUGGUAGACAUAGGAAUGUCCAAGCCAGAAAUGAGGCGUUUGAGGAAGUACUAUGAAAAACACUUUCCUCAUAAUUAUUUAUCAAAAUUCAAAAAAUUGUUAAGUCAUAAAAAGCAAGAAAACACAGUUACUGAUGUAAACCUUUUACUGAAUCAAGAUACCCUUACUGUAUCUAAGUCGCCUAAGGUUUCUAGUAAACACAUAAUUCCCGCUGCAAGUAUUACAAUCAACAAAGAGCUUGGAAUGGGUGAAUUUGGUGUUGUUCAGCAGGGUGUCUGGUGUAACGAAGGAGAAAGAAUUCAGGUAGCUGUUAAAUGUCUAUCUAGAGAUAGAAUGCAGAGCAAUAUGGUGGAAUUUUUAAAAGAAGCGUCCAUAAUGCACAAUAUAGACCAUCCAAACAUAGUCAGGUUUUUUGGGGUUGUGCUUCCAAAUAUCGAGGGCAGCUUAAUGUUAGUCACUGAACUGGCUCCAUUAAGGUCAUUGUUAGAAUGUUUAAAAGAGCCUUCUUUGAGGUCAAGUUUUCCUGUGUUAACUUUGUGUGAUUUUGCAUAUCAAAUAUGUGAUGGUAUGCAGUAUCUUGAAGCAAACAGACUGAUUCAUAGGGAUUUGGCUGCAAGAAAUAUUUUGGUAUUUUCUAAAAAUAAAGUUAAAAUCUCGGAUUUCGGACUGAGCCGUGCCUUAGGUCAAGGAAAAGACUACUAUCAGACUAAUUUCAACGUCAAUUUAAAAUUACCUAUAGCGUGGUGUGCUCCAGAAUGUAUAAGUUAUUUACGAUUUACAACAGCUAGUGAUGUAUGGGCGUUUGGUGUUACUUUGUGGGAGAUGUUUUCUUAUGGAUUUCAACCUUGGGCAGCCUUAACAGGCCAACAAAUUUUGGAGGCCAUAGAUGAACCCAAUUUUCAGAGACUUGAGCAGCCAGAUUGUUGUCCUCUCGACCAUUAUAAUUUAAUGUUGGAUUGUUGGAGGCAUGAGCCUGCUCAAAGACCGCGUUUUGCUGAUAUAGGCCCAAUAUUGGCUGAAUGUAGACCUGAACAAGUUCUAGCAAAGAUUACUUAUAACGAAGGUCAUCAUCUGCUUACUUUUCGAGUGGGAGACAUUAUUACAGUUCUUGACAAAAAAACUCAUAAUCCGCUUUGGAAAGGCGCAACUGCUAGUGGUAAAACAGGAGUAUUUGAUCCCAUAAAUGUGGUGGCUUACCUAGGCAGUGAUUUACCUAGUUCAUCUUUUAUGCGCGCUGGUAUGGAUUCGACACGAUCUUCAGCUCGCAGAAAAUUGAAAAGUGAGAUGAUCAGCGCCCCUCAGAAUGAUUUAAAACAUACUAGUCAUGUGGGACUUGAUGGAGCAUAUUUUGGUGAUCUGAGUUUUUUGGGAUGUUCUAAAGGGAAUUAUGGUAGUGUACCAACACAAGUAGUAGCUCCAUAUAGGCCUCAUAAAGAUUUGGAAGCAGCUCCUCUGUUAGAAGGGGAUUGUGCUCUUACUCCUGCUCCUUUACAGGAUCACGCAUAUCAUGAAAUUAGCGAUGAAGAAACAAACAAUAGUCCUCAUUUAGAUUUAGGUCCAUCACUUAUGGCUGAAAUGGAAAUGAUGUUUAGCAGUUUGGGUAAUCAAAAUCAGAGUCUUGAUCAUGAAGGGUCAAACCGAAGCAAUGAACUUCGCGAGAAAAUGAACGCUAAACCGAAGAAACAAGCUACCGUAAAGCCAAUAUCAGCUCAUGACGAGAAACAUAUUGAUUCCGCUAUAGCUCUUGCAAACGAAAUGACCACAAGAUCUUUAUCUGCACCAGCACCCACAACCCCUGCUUCUCCGAGCAAAAAGAAAAGUUCAUUUAGCUUCAAGUUUCCUUCGGUACAUGAUUCUGACAAACAUCACGAGACGCGGCGAAACUUUUCAGAAGAAGCUUUAUCAACUGGUGACAUUCAGAAGUUAAAAAGCUCCCAUUCCUCGCUUGAAGAGUCUCCUUCCACUCUUCGCCUUCCACUCUGGGACAAAGCUUCUGCGGAAUUUUACUUUGCCAGGUCUAGAGAAUUAUUAUCAAAACCCUUUCCAUCAAUCCACAGAAUUCCACACAGCUCUUGCAGAAGUUUAACGUCUAAUAAAGAGGAAGGUACAGAAAGUGCUAUUUUGAAAGGAAGUCAUAAUAUGGCACCGUUUGUUGGAAACCGGUUCCAAAAUUCAAGUUUUGAUGAGAACUAUGAUAGAACUGUUGAUUAUGGUGUUAGGAAUAUUCCAAGAAAGAGAGACUUGACUAAAUCGGAAGGUGUUACCAGAAAGAGUUACGGCUUUGCAAGUCCAUUUACCAGAGAAGCUCGAGAGUCUCAAAGUUUUCGCGAAUCUCAUUCAAAUCGACAAUCUUUUCACGUGAACUCAUCCCAAUAUUUUGAGUCGUCUUAUGUUUAUUACAAAAGAGACUCAAUUGAAGAUCCACUAAUAGGUAGACCUAAAGAGAAGCAUAUUUAUGAGCGUCCUAGAAUCCUUUCCUUCAGUGAUGUUCAUGAAAAUAUUCCUAGAAAGAAUAGCAGAAGUAUAAGGGAACGUAACAGGCGCCGUCAGUCAUACAAUCCGCAAGUGUAUGAAUCUAGCUCAAGUGAUAGUGACUGCAUUUCGGUGGGAUCUGUGGAUUUUGACUGGCGGCGACGUCGAAGAUUGUCGAAAUUCUCAUGUUCCAAUACGAGCAUCCGAUCGGAAAUGAUAAAUAAGUCCACAAACCCAUUUUUAAGACCUCAGUUUAGUCUCAAGCUAUUUGGUAGAUCUCCUCCUCCCUCAAGCAGUAUUUUAAGUGGACUUAGUCCCACAUCAGUAUCGCGAUGCAAGAAAUUGGCAAACAGUAGCUCCAGCGAUUCCAUUUUAUAAUUUCUGAAAUAAUUCAGUAUCUUUUUUGGUUAAUUUUUUUUUACUUUACUUGAUAUUGUUUCUAAAACUAUUGGAACUUAUUGCCAUACCAUUGGAUAUAGUUUUUAUUCCACACACUUUUUUUAAAGUGUUGUACGUGAAUGGUAAUGAUCUUUGUAUUUUGGUGUUUAGGAUUUUAUAUUUCUAUAGUGAGUAAUGUUUCAAUUUUACACAUGUAUUCAAAGUUUAAUGUAACUAUGUAUUGUAUGUCCUUUAUAGACAUAUUGAUAUGAAACAGUGUUAAUCCAUCCUUAAUCAAAUAUACAUACACAAAAUUAGCUAAGCGAUUAAUGGAUUUUUAUAUGUAAUCCAAUUUACGAGAAUUAUUGACACCGCUAAUUUUAUGUGUUUACCAUCUCUUUUCAUUUUGCUUUAUUUCUUUUCGU
This is a messenger RNA of Dendroctonus ponderosae (mountain pine beetle), 3665 nucleotides long. Its product is annotated as activated Cdc42 kinase-like. Bases 244 to 3240 code for a protein of 998 amino acids. The transcript is spliced from 16 exons. Lineage: Eukaryota; Metazoa; Arthropoda; Insecta; Coleoptera; Curculionidae. Gene Ontology annotation, biological process: protein phosphorylation. The record is from RefSeq and is a predicted model, not a curated record. Gene Ontology annotation, molecular function: protein binding; protein tyrosine kinase activity; ATP binding.